Bactrocera latifrons is the source of this 1171-nucleotide messenger RNA. RefSeq lists its product as uncharacterized. Bases 140 to 886 code for a protein of 248 amino acids. The transcript is spliced from 2 exons. The record is from RefSeq and is a predicted model, not a curated record. Gene Ontology annotation, molecular function: DNA binding. Lineage: Eukaryota; Metazoa; Arthropoda; Insecta; Diptera; Tephritidae.
AUAGACAAAUAAUUUUAAGACAGUUAGAAAUUUGCGAUAAAAACAGUGAAUUCCAUAAAAUCCAGAAAUACGGGACAAAACUGCAGAAUUAACAUAUAAUAUUUAGUGACAAAAGAUUCGCAGAAGCUAUUCGAACAAAAUGACCGAUGGAACAGCUUCAUGUAUAGACAUAGUUCGUGAAUUUAUAGUAAAUGCUUCAAAAGAUUUUGCAAACACGUUGGGACUUAAUAGUAAUACUACUAGAAGAGAAGAGAAGGUUUCAACUCCAACUUUUGUUAGAAGACAACUUUUAGAUGUACUAAUUACCGAAACGUGUGGUCAUGUUAAUGACGAUUUAAGGCUUCUUUGGUAUGCUAGUUGUGAUUGCUACUAUGACAUAAGCGGCGAAGAGAUUAAUAAAGCGAAAAAAAUAUAUAAAGAUUAUUGGACGAAUGUUUAUAGCGUUUUUUUGAAUACCGCGAAUAAACUUAACGAGGAUCCCUAUGUGCAUGUGGAGUUAGUUUCACCAUCCGAAAUACAGAUAAAUUUCAAUAUAUCAAUGGGAGAAUAUUUGUACUCACCCAUUCACAUCCCUGGCGAAAAUCCAAUUAUAGUUCUUGGUCAAAAUAGUAUUUAUAUUAGUAAAGCUGAUUUUGAUAAGAUUAGCUGGAGACAUGACCAAUUCGCUGCACGAAAACUGUGUGCAUUAAUAUUUUCUCGAGUUCAAUUGCUACAAACGGACUUUAAAAAAACAUUUCUAGAACCUUAUAAAAUUGCUGAUAUUGAAUCUUGUGUGCUAACAUCCUCAAAUAGUAAUUCUGAGGAUAUAUUAAAAAGCAUUGCUAGAAGAUGUUUUAAUAUACACAAAAGAUAUACAAAUAAACGAAUACCUGGUAAAAAAUCCUAGAUGUUGUGUGAUAACACAAAGCAUUCUGGCGCACACUUUAAAUUUAUACCUGUUCUAUUCAUACGUACAUACAUAUAUUAUAUUUGGUUAUCUAUUUCUGUGUAUGCGUAUCUGCGCACAAACACUUUUUAACAUUAAUACUUUGGUUCUCUUAUUUUUUGGGUAAACGUAAAUGUCAAAUACUUAUCGUAACUAUAUAGUAAACAAUUAGUUUUAACAAUAAUUAGCAAUUGUGUUUGAAUAUAAAAACUAUGAAAACUCACUUCGAAUAACGAUUUUUGUAUU